Mytilus trossulus (common blue mussel) is the source of this 1760-nucleotide messenger RNA. Its product is annotated as threonylcarbamoyladenosine tRNA methylthiotransferase-like. Gene Ontology annotation, biological process: tRNA methylthiolation. Bases 91 to 1725 code for a protein of 544 amino acids. The record is from RefSeq and is a predicted model, not a curated record. Gene Ontology annotation, cellular component: endoplasmic reticulum. The transcript is spliced from 15 exons. Gene Ontology annotation, molecular function: tRNA (N(6)-L-threonylcarbamoyladenosine(37)-C(2))-methylthiotransferase activity; 4 iron, 4 sulfur cluster binding. Lineage: Eukaryota; Metazoa; Mollusca; Bivalvia; Mytilida; Mytilidae.
AUUCACGUUGUGCUUCCGGUUGCAUGUAAUAGAAAAGUGAAAAGUUGAUGAAAGAAAUGAGAAGUGUUCAUUAGAACCCUAGUUAUCAUCAUGCCUGCUGCCUGUGAUAAUACAGUAGAUGAUAUAGAAGAUAUUGUUGCCAAGGGAACCUCAGCUGAUGAUAUUAGACAUAACGCAGGACAUAAACAUGUCGUACCAAGGGCAAAAAGACUCACUAAAAUGGACAGGACAAAAGACUUACAAGCAGACAGUUUUAUUCCAGGGACACAAAGGAUAUAUGUAAAAACCUGGGGAUGUUCACACAAUAAUUCUGAUAGUGAAUAUAUGGCAGGACAGUUAGCUGCAUGUGGAUACAAAAUAACAGAUCUGAAAGAGGAUGCAGAUUUAUGGUUGUUAAACAGUUGUACAGUUAAAAACCCAGCAGAAGAUCAUUUCAGAAAUGAAAUCACAAAAGCAAGAGAACUAUCAAAAUACUUAGUUGUUGCUGGUUGUGUUCCACAAGGGCAACCAAGGUCAGAUUAUUUACAGGGCAUCAGUGUGAUAGGAGUACAGCAGAUAGACAGAGUUGUUGAUGUUGUGGAAGAAACUCUUAAAGGACACUCAGUAAGGUUGUUUGGACAAAAGAAGGCAGAAGGAAAGAAGACAGGGGGUGCUUCACUGAGUUUACCGAAAGUUAGAAAGAAUCCUUUAAUAGAAAUAAUCGCCAUAAACACAGGAUGUCUGAAUCAGUGUACAUACUGUAAAACUAAGCAUGCGAGAGGAGAGUUAGGCAGUUAUCCUAUAGAGGACAUUGUUAAUAGAGCUAAACAGUCAUUUGAAGAGGGUGUAGUAGAGAUCUGGUUGACUUCAGAAGAUCUCGGAGCAUAUGGUCAUGAUAUCAAUGUAACAUUACCUCAGUUACUAUGGAAACUAGUAGAGGUUAUACCUGAAGGUGCCAGGAUGAGGCUUGGUAUGACAAAUCCUCCAUACAUCUUAGAACACUUAGAGGAAAUGGCAAAGAUUUUGAAUCAUCCUAGAGUUUAUAAAUUUCUCCAUGUUCCUGUCCAGUCUGCGUCUGAUAGUGUUCUUAUGGACAUGAAACGUGAAUACAGCCAAGCAGAUUUUAGACAUGUUGUUGAUUUUCUUAAACAGAGGGUACCUACUAUUACUAUAGCAACAGAUCUUAUAUGUGGUUUUCCCACAGAAACAGAGAAGGAUUUUGAAGAAACAAUGGAUUUAGUAGAUGAAUACAAAUUUCCCAGUUUAUUUAUUAAUCAGUACUUCCCUAGACCUGGCACCCCAGCAGCCAAAAUGCCUCGUAUUCCUGCCCAACAGGUGAAGAAAAGAACUAAAGCUGUUUCUGAAUUAUUUCAGUCUUAUACUCCCUAUGACCACAAGCUAGGUGAGAUACAGAAUGUAUUAGUUACAGAAGUUUCUAAGGACAGACAGUACUAUGUUGGUCACAAUGAAUGUUAUGAUCAAGUAUUAGUACCAAAAGAUGAACACUUACUUGGGAAAUUAGUGGAAGUAAAAAUUACAGAGACUGGAAAACAUUUCCUGAAAUGUGCUCUAACAAAAAAUGUGUUCAGACCUGAUGUACCAUUACCUUUAAAACAAGGACAAGUCUCUGGAGUUUCUCAGGUACAGACUUCCAGUAAGACAAAUAUUUUGGUGACUAUUUCAUUUAUUGUGUUAGUAAUAGCUGUCUUAGUCAAAUUACAGACAUUGUUAUUUAGUGGAACAUGAGCCUUAUGAGAACGGGAAUAAAGUAUUUUUAAACA